CAAAAUGGAGGUUGAGGCUGUGAGGUGUUGUUCACAAAUGGAAAGGAUUGUUUCUGUGCAUUUCCUCCAUUAGAUUCUUACAAAGCUUUCUGAACGUUUUGCAGCAUGUUCAAGAACGAGUAUCAGGGAGGACCAUUUGUAGAAAUCUUCAGCUCACAAGGUAAAGAUCCAGUUGCAAAAUGGAAGCUUUGCGGCAGUCCAGCGGUCCAAAAAGUUUUUGAUAAAGAAGUGAAGAGCUACGUUUAUAUACUGGAAGGCAGCAGUCAGAGAAACAAGAUGCAAUUGCCUAAGGACAGCAAACAGUCACUUGGUCUUACCCAGCGGUUCCUUGUGUUGCAGCUUUGUGUGCCUGUGGGACAAGACUUCUCUACAGAAUUGCUAAUUACUGAUUUGGGAAAUAUCAAGCGACGACUGUAUUUAUCAACUAUCCAUAAGGAAUUGUCUGCAACUCCACUACAUGCAAAGAUACCGUUGGGUAUUAUCAAACGUAAAAUCUGGAGCAAUGUUUGUAUUGACAUGGUGUCAUUUGCCAAUGCUGCAUUUAAAGGAGCAGGUUUUCAGUCCUUAGACAGAAUUGUUGUCUCAGCCAACUGUAAACUAAGGAAAAUCUUCACUAUGAAACUGCAGCCUCUGGAUACUACUUUCAAGAAUGACGUAUAUUCAUUACAGUGUUUGACUGAUGGACCGACCGAUGUAAUUCCAAAGUGCUGUCAGCUAGGCAUUGAUGUAGAUCAAGUUACACAGCUCCUGAAUAUAGUAAAACUGAAACAGGGAGAAUUAAGGCUUGGAAACCAACCCUCCACUUCAACAGAUUUGGACCAACAGACCAACCGUGGAACAGCCAGUGCACGUAGUGUUAGAACCCAAGACAUUUCUCACAUUGCUUUCGGAUCAAAAGUACUUGGACCACCUCCAACCAGUGGCAGAAAAGCUGGGACAACAGGAUCUAAAGAUUUAUCAGUCUUGAUGGAUAACAAAACAGCCAGAUCGUCCUACCAACCUCAUUAUAAUAAAGAUGCCAUAUCAGAAAGGUUGACUGGCAGAUCAGAAAGACGGACUUCAAGUCGACCAGAACCAGCUAAUCAAAUAAACAAAGGAAAUAUUUGCUUCACAACGCAAACAUCUGGGGCUGUUUGUUUGGUUAAACCUAAAGAUGAGAUUGAAGUUUUAUCAGAAGAACAUCAAAUUGAAAAGCCUCAACCCCCACAGGAACAGUCUUCCGACAGGAGUAAUCGUAGAAGAUUACGUUUACGGCUGAGUGAUGUGGAAAAGAAUGGCACAAUUGAUGAUCAAUGGCACUUUCCUGACCACUCUGAGAACAGUUUGCAAUUCAUUUGCUCUCAACAUUCCACAUCUUAUCCAGAACAUUCCAGAAACAGUUCGCAUUUACAAAUGAAUGAAAACAAGAAAGAAAAUAAAAGCAGGUCACCAUCUUUAAGUGAAGAUGACGAAAAAGAUGAUGAAUUAAAAUUGAAGGACAUAUUUACAUUUUCAUCACAACCAAGGUCAGCUCCUCAUGGCAAGAUACAGACUGCUUCAUCAGAAUGUUUCACAUGGACAGUAGAUAUGAAGGAUGAUGGAGAACCAGAAAAUCCAGAUAAAAGAGGAGCUCAUCUGGAAGAUGAUUUCCAUCAGAAUUAUGACAGUGAAGAGGAUGAUAUACUGAAUAACAUUACCAGACGCCCUGUGGAUGCCAGGAUACGUUCCACCAGCUCGGAAGCCUCAUGCGUCUCUCAUAUAUCCCAUAGUUCAAUGUCAGUUGCCUCUGAAAGAGCAAUACGAGCUGCUUCAGGAGAACAAACCUUACAAGAAACUCCUUUUCCAAUGCUGACCAAAAUAGACAAAGAAAAGAUUCAUAGCAGUAUCUCUCCAGUCCUAAGUAGAUCUCCCACCAGAGUAGAUGCUCCAGAUUCUACACCAAGCAUCAUAAAAGUGAAAGAUGGCCAAGCUAACCAAUCCAGAGCUUCCAUGGUAAAAAGAUCCUUAAAAGAAAUCCCAAAGGAAGAUCCAAGACUAACCACAGAGACCUCUGAAUAUAACUGGUUGAACUAUCAGCCAAAGGAUAUGAGUGAAUCUGAUGAAGCAAGAAUGCUGGCUAGUUUACGACGGCAGCAACUUGAAGAAAUGGAGGAUGAAGGGAAGACAAACCAUUUGAAUGCCGUCCAGCUUGGUUACUGUGUCUAUGGUGAUGAUAGCUUGAGUACGAGCAGUGAUGAUACAAGCAUCUGGAGUACCCAGCAUACAGGACCACCAGUCAAUCAAGGCCAUCACUACCAGAAUGAAAUGCUUUUGACUCUGUCUCAGAAAAAAAUGAAUCCACUUCUUCUUUCAAAUCCACGAGACUGGGGUAAUAUUUACAGUCCCCCCAUCAUUCUGCCCAGUGAACAACUAAAAGAUGGGAAAAAUGCACUUUCACCUAGACAACCUGCAGUUCUUCAGGAUAUCGGAAAUAAUACUGAGAAUAAUGCUGAAGAUCAAGAUGAAGUACUGGAUCUGUUGUAUGAUCCUUGUUUGAAUUGUUACUUUGAUCCAAAAACGGGGAAGUACUAUGAACUAGCAUGAGUCGAAGAUUGAGACUUUGGAAGCAACAUUGUUGCAUGGUUAUAGCUUGGGUUUCAUGAAGUCUUCAACAGCAUAUCAUUUCAAAGAUGCCCCUGACAUUCAUAAAGUCAGAUAAAAAUACUUCAAUCCAAAACAAGACUGAAUGAUGUUGAAACGAAUGUAACCAUCUUCUGAGGCCUGCAGCUGCAUUUCAGCACACGUUAUUUUUAAUUAUAAAGCACUGUAACUGGACAGAUUCCACAGUUCUAUACAUGUUUCUUCUUCUAAAUGUGAUCUUGAAUGCUUGUUAGUACUUUUGCAUGCACUUGCUGUCUAAUUUGA
Molecule: messenger RNA, 2883 nt
Organism: Rhincodon typus (whale shark)
Lineage: Eukaryota; Metazoa; Chordata; Chondrichthyes; Orectolobiformes; Rhincodontidae
Gene: cfap20dc
Product: CFAP20 domain containing
Exons: 16
Coding region: 106-2562 (818 amino acids)
Source: RefSeq, a predicted model, not a curated record